Messenger RNA from Morchella importuna, 1188 nucleotides. RefSeq lists its product as uncharacterized. Gene Ontology annotation, cellular component: cytoplasm; chromosome. The coding region runs from base 1 to 1188 and encodes 395 amino acids. Lineage: Eukaryota; Fungi; Ascomycota; Pezizomycetes; Pezizales; Morchellaceae. The transcript has 12 exons. Gene Ontology annotation, biological process: double-strand break repair via homologous recombination. Gene Ontology annotation, molecular function: four-way junction helicase activity; nucleic acid binding; ATP binding. The record is from RefSeq and is a predicted model, not a curated record.
AUGUCCAAAGCGAAGAAGAAACCAGAUAUCGAAUUCGCACUAAAGCGCAUAUUCAAGAAACAAGCAUUCCGAUCAGUUCAACGUGAAGUCAUAGAGUCUGCACUGGCAGGUCACGAUGUGUAUCUACAAGCAGCAACGGGUCUUGGAAAGUCAUUGUGCUUUCAACUGCCCGCAGUGGUGGUUGAUCAUGACAACGGUAUCGGAAUGGCCGGAAUCAAAUCAGCCACCUUGAACAGCAGUGUAUCCGCCGAAGAAAGACAAGCGAUUCUUGCAGAUCUUGAGUGCGGACAUCCAAAAAACCGCCUUCUAUAUGUUACUCCAGAGCUUUGUGCUACCCAGAGCUUCCGCCGUAAACUUGCACUGGUAUACCGACAACGCGAGCUAAAUCGCAUUGUGAUUGAUGAAGCCCAUUGUAUCUCAGAAUGGGGUCACGAUUUUCGACCCUCAUUCAAGCAACUAUCUUUCUUCAAGUCGGAAUAUCCCUCGGUACCAGUAAUGGCAGUAACUGCCACUGCCACCGAAAAAGUAAGAUUUGAUAUUCUUAAAAUACUCAAUCUUCCCUCACCAGCUACAAAAAUAUUUCUCCUCUCUACAUCACGCAACAAUCUUCACUACGAGAUCCGAUAUAUGAAUGAUUCUUUCGAUACGUUCAAAGAUAUGGUAGCCUGGCUGAGAGAGGUUUAUGCAAGACGAGAACUACACCAAGACCUUAUCACGCAGGGCUUGCGAAAAAGGAAAAGGAAGACACCACUACCACCAAACGUUCGGUUCAUUGUGCACUGGCAAAUAGGAAAGUCAUUUGAAAGCUACUACCAGGAAGCUGGACGAGCAGGAAGGGACGGUAAAGCCGCGAGGUGUAUCCUUUAUUACAGCAGGGAGGACCGAGACCGAACACAAUAUCUUGUAAACUUGGAAGAAAAUAAAAGAAUGCCGAGUGAAAAGGGCCUCGGAAGGGCCACAAGCUUUGACGCUUUGGUCAAAUACUGCGAAGACAUCUCGACUUGCCGCCACCUAGCCAUAUCUAAAUAUUUUGGUGAAGUGAAGGCACCGACAUGCGAUUUUGCCUGCGAUUAUUGUAAAGACGUAGAUGCUCUAAGGCGAGCCAACCUAAGCAUGCUUUCAGACGAAGAGCGGAUAUCGACACAACGAGAAGCUGGGUUAUUUUAUAAUGCUGGAUACGACGAAUGA